GGUGGGCGUGGAGCCGCGCCGCUGGCGGCUAUGAAUGGGGGCGGGCGGGCGCGGGGGUGCGAGGUUCACCCCGGGGCUCUCCGCUGCGCGGCUGAUUGAUGGACGCGCGGGGCUGUGCGUGAUCCCGGCUCCGCAGGCGAGGGAUGCAGCGAGCGCCGGGCGGCUGAGGCUGCUCCGCAGAACUCCCCAGUGCGGCGCCCGGAGUGCGGCGGGGCCGGCGAGGUCUUCACAGUUACCAGCAAAAUUGCCCUGAACGGCAGAGCUCCCGAGAGUGAUCUCUCCCACCUUGAUGAUGAAGAAGAGCAGGAGUGUGAUGACUGUGACCGCGGACGAUAACGUUAAAGAUUAUUUUGAGUGCAGCCUGAGUAAGUCCUACAGUUCUUCCAGUAACACUCUGGGGAUCGACCUCUGGCGAGGGAGAAGGUGCUGCUCCGGAAACUUGCAGUUACCGCCACUGUCUCAACGCCAGAGUGACAGGGCCAGGACGCCUGAGGCGGACAGCAUCUGCAGACCCACCACGCUCCCCCUGACCACGCUGCCCAGCAUCGCGAUCACAGCUGUGAGCCAGGAGGGCUUUGACGUGGAAAAUGGCCCUUCCCCAGGUCGCAGCCCACUGGACCCUCAGGCCGGCUCGUCCUCGGGGCUGGUCCUGCACACCACCUUCCCCGGGCACAGCCAGCGCAGAGAGUCCUUUCUCUACCGAUCCGACAGUGACUAUGACUUGUCACCGAAGGCGAUGUCGCGAAACUCGUCCCUUCCCAGCGAGCAACAUGGUGAUGACUUGAUUGUCACUCCUUUUGCCCAGGUGCUGGCUAGUCUGCGCAGCGUGAGGAACAACUUCACCCUGCUGACGAACCUCCACGGAGCGACCAACAAGAGGUCCCCAGCCACCAGCCAGCCUCCCGUGUCCAGAGUCAGCCUGCAAGCAAGCAUCUACUGCAUUAUGGAAAGGAAUCUGAGACAUACGUGUGCUGACUCCAAGACACCGAGGCCCCACUGGGAAUCACAAAGGCCCUCUGAGCCGCAAGCUGAAGAACCUUAUCAAAAGCUAGCGAUGGAAACGCUGGAGGAGCUGGACUGGUGCUUGGACCAGCUAGAGACCAUCCAGACCUACCGCUCCGUCAGUGAGAUGGCUUCCAACAAGUUCAAAAGAAUGCUGAACCGGGAGCUGACACAUCUCUCAGAGAUGAGCCGGUCUGGGAACCAGGUGUCUGAAUACAUUUCGAAUACUUUCUUAGACAAGCAGAACGAUGUGGAGAUCCCCUCCCCGACCCAGAAAGACAGAGAGAAAAAGAAGAAGCAGCAGCUGAUGACGCAGAUUAGUGGGGUGAAGAAGCUGAUGCACAGCUCAAGCCUCAACAACACGAGCAUCUCCCGCUUCGGGGUCAACACAGAAAACGAAGAUCACCUGGCCAAGGAGCUGGAAGAUUUGAACAAGUGGGGGCUGAACAUCUUCAAUGUGGCUGGAUACUCACACAACCGGCCUCUCACGUGCAUCAUGUAUGCCAUUUUCCAGGAAAGAGACCUCUUAAAGACGUUCAAAAUCUCCUCUGACACCUUCAUCACCUACAUGAUGACCUUGGAGGACCAUUACCACUCGGACGUGGCCUACCACAACAGCCUGCACGCCGCCGACGUGGCCCAGUCCACCCACGUUCUCCUCUCCACGCCAGCCCUGGACGCUGUCUUCACGGAUCUGGAAAUCUUGGCCGCCAUCUUUGCAGCUGCCAUCCAUGAUGUGGAUCACCCUGGAGUCUCCAAUCAGUUCCUCAUCAACACAAAUUCAGAACUUGCUUUGAUGUACAAUGAUGAAUCUGUGCUGGAAAACCAUCACCUUGCUGUGGGUUUCAAGCUGCUGCAAGAGGAACACUGUGACAUCUUCCAGAAUCUCACCAAGAAGCAGCGUCAGACGCUCAGGAAGAUGGUGAUUGACAUGGUGUUAGCAACUGAUAUGUCCAAACAUAUGAGCCUGCUGGCAGACCUGAAAACCAUGGUGGAAACGAAGAAAGUCGCAAGUUCAGGAGUUCUCCUCCUGGACAACUACACAGAUCGCAUUCAGGUCCUUCGCAACAUGGUACACUGUGCGGACCUGAGCAACCCCACCAAGUCCUUGGAACUGUAUCGGCAGUGGACGGACCGCAUCAUGGAGGAGUUUUUCCAGCAAGGAGACAAAGAACGGGAGAGAGGAAUGGAGAUCAGCCCCAUGUGUGAUAAACACACUGCUUCUGUGGAAAAGUCCCAGGUUGGUUUCAUCGACUACAUCGUCCACCCAUUGUGGGAGACCUGGGCCGACCUGGUCCAGCCAGAUGCCCAGGACAUUCUGGACACACUAGAGGACAAUAGGAACUGGUACCAGAGCAUGAUUCCCCAGAGCCCCUCUCCGCCACUGGAAGAGAGGAGCCGGGACUGCCAGGGCCUGAUGGAGAAGUUUCAAUUCGAACUGACCUUGGAGGAGGAGGACUCAGAAGGACGCGAGAAGGACGGGGAGGGCCACGGCUACUUCAGCAGCACCAAGACGCUUUGUGUGAUCGAUCCAGAAAGUGAGGAUCCGCUGGGCGAGAGCGAUGUGGACACCGCGACAGAGGACAAGUCCCCAACUGACACCUAAUCUCCCUCCCCGGGGGGAAGGACACCCCACCCUUGAGGAGCAUGCAAGCUGUGGGUAGGACCUGCCCACCAUGGGACGAGGCCUGCAUGGGACAGAGGCCACUGGCCUUUCCGGUCACUGAAGUUUGGGGCCAGAACGCAAGGCCGAGGAGCAAACAGCAGCUCAGGAAACCCGCGGUUGACUGACUGGGUGACUUGCCCGGCCUGUGAGCUCGGCAGGGAGCUGAGGGUUGGUUCUGUGUAGCACAGGGCAGUUCCGGUCACAACCAAAAAGCUUGAACACGGAAGACACAAAACUGAGAGAUUUCUCUGCACUAAAGUCUCGGGCGCUGCCCGACUGGUGGCUGAACUCACUGACUAAUACCUUCAUGGAUAAAUCUGCUCACUGUCCCCUUGUCUGCCGACCUGUGUGCCUUUUUUGUAAAACAUUUUCAUGUCUUGAAAAUGCUUGUUGAAACACCUAGCAUUUAGUACCAACUUCUACACUGAUAAGCAUUCAAAGUCAAUAGACACUUUUUUUUUUACUCUUUCUGGGAGAGAAAAAAGAAAAGAAAGAAAAAUAGUCUUCCUUCUUUCUUGGGCAAUAUCUUUCGCUUUCCUACCAUUAACUUUUGCAAACAGACAAAGACACACACUUUGAACCACAUUCUACUUCCCCGUUUGUCCCAUCUGGCUCACGGUGGCCCUGGUGACUUAGCUCUGUUUGUUUGCUUCAAACAGUUCUUUGCCUCUCGAGGUCUCACUGUUUGUGCUAGGAAGAGGAAAAAAAAGUGAAACACACUGGGGCAGGACGAGGCCCUUGUGUAGCCUCAGACAGGCACAGCGACCUCUCUGUUCAGGCCUGACCCCAAGAGUCGCGGACCCGACCUCUCCCUCUCCCCACUCCCAGCCGUUUCCGGGGGAUCUGCCCCUUUUUUUCUUGCACUGCCUCUCACGCUAACACCUCCAUUCCCAUUGAUAACCGUGUAUUUAUUACUUAAUGUAUAUACUGUAAUGUUUUGUAAGUUAUUAAUUUAUAUAUCUAACAUUGCCUGCCAAUGGUGGUGUUAAAUUUGUGUAAAGACUCUGCCUAAGAGUUGCGACCUUUUCUUGGAAUGUUUUGUAUUGUGUAUUAUAUAACCCAGGCAUCGCUUCAGAGAGAUGUACGGCCCCUCCCUGGGCAGUCAGGACAAGGAAGGGGCCAGGGACCCCAGACCUGGCCCUUUCCCUGCCUGAGUUGCUCCAACCCUUUAUGAACCAGUUUUGCGAACAGGAUUCUCACAUUAGAUACAAAAUGGUUUAUACUGAGCUUUUACUUUUGUAUAGUUUGAUAGGGGUAGGGGCAAAGGGCCACAGUUUUUAGCCUUGUUUUAUCUAAAUCUGUGUACACAGGAGUUGGGUUAUAACUGGGUUCUACUCUAAUUAGGAGUUCGGUUCCAAAAAGCAACACUACAUUUGCUCACAAAAGAUUCUUCCGGUUGUCCCCAAACUACUGACUUCCGCAGAGCUAGCCUCCUGCCUGCUAUCCCGCGGGAAUGUCGCGUUCCCAUUCACUAUGGAAGAAAAUAAUAAAAACAAUGUGAAUUUUCAUAAUAAAAUGUGAACUGAUAUAGUAAAUUAUGCAAAUGUGAAGCUUCUUCUGCUAACUCCUGUUAGGUCUUUUCCUGGUGUUGUUUCAGUUUGUAAAAUAAGUUCCAUGCUUCGGUUCAGCGUUGUGACGCAGUAGCUACAGAAAUGGCACAAGCACGCAUGGCCAGCGGGUCGUCUGUCUGUCCGUCAGCACUACACUGUUCCAGGUGGACAUCCUAUUGUUUCCCAGAGUUUCUCGCCAUGUAUGUUACAGUACUAUUGUUAUAUAUUGUGCAAAUGCAUUCUUAAGAGGCUUUUAUAUGAGGUGAAUAAAUGGAGCAUGAUUAGAUUA
Molecule: messenger RNA, 4507 nt
Organism: Cavia porcellus (domestic guinea pig)
Lineage: Eukaryota; Metazoa; Chordata; Mammalia; Rodentia; Caviidae
Gene: Pde4b
Product: phosphodiesterase 4B
Exons: 18
Coding region: 290-2608 (772 amino acids)
Biological process (GO): signal transduction
Cellular component (GO): cytosol; nucleus; perinuclear region of cytoplasm
Molecular function (GO): transmembrane transporter binding; 3',5'-cyclic-AMP phosphodiesterase activity
Source: RefSeq, a predicted model, not a curated record